Monomorium pharaonis (pharaoh ant) is the source of this 4295-nucleotide messenger RNA. It is a transcript of the gene Vha44, whose product is annotated as V-type proton ATPase subunit C. The coding region runs from base 357 to 2147 and encodes 596 amino acids. Gene Ontology annotation, molecular function: proton-transporting ATPase activity, rotational mechanism. Lineage: Eukaryota; Metazoa; Arthropoda; Insecta; Hymenoptera; Formicidae. The transcript has 9 exons. The record is from RefSeq and is a predicted model, not a curated record. Gene Ontology annotation, cellular component: vacuolar proton-transporting V-type ATPase, V1 domain; lysosomal membrane. Gene Ontology annotation, biological process: proton transmembrane transport.
CUCGGGGCAGCACUGUCGCGCCAAGUCAGCUGACGGCACGAGGGAUCGCAGGCAGAGGGCAGAGCCACGCCGCGGCGACUUAGUUGUCGGGUGGGUCGCAAGCAGGUAGCAGUAGCGGUAUGCAAUCUGUCAUCACGUGAGCGGUCACAAGUCACAAUGGUCUCUAGUGAUAUCGUCGUCGGCGAACAUCGUCGUCUAGCUCGCGAGAUCCUCUGAAGUCUCUUCGGUGGGAAGCUGCGAAAUUUGCCUGCAUUCGGCUGCGCGACAUCGACGACGAAAACAACGAGCAGGAGGUUCACAGCGGCAAUCUCGCGCCUGGUAUAUUACAAGUUUAGUCACGAAACAUAGUAUUCAAGAUGACUGAAUAUUGGCUAAUAUCCGCACCUGGGGACAAAACCUGUCAGCAGACAUGGGAGACUAUGAACAAUUUGACAUCUAAGCAGCACUCCUUGUCAGUGAACUACAAAUUUCACAUCCCAGAUCUAAAGGUUGGAACGCUGGAUCAAUUGGUUGGCUUGUCAGACGAUCUGGGCAAACUCGAUGGAUACGUAGAGCAAGUAACGCGUAAAGUAGCAACGUAUCUGGGUGAGGUUCUAGAGGAUCAACGGGACAAACUACAUGAGAAUCUGAUGGCCAACAAUAGUCAAACGUCAGUGGAUGAGGAGAGCUUGAGUUUCGAGGGGGGUCCGGACACCCCGCCAAACACCCCCGUUACACCAUCACACAAGACUACGAUGGAGCAUCACAGGCAGUGGAGGGAAUUGGACAAGUCCGAACCAGAGCCGGCCACUUGUUUAGGUCAGCAUCAUCACCAACGUCAUCAUUGCUACGACCAUCGCCAGGAUCAUCAUUAUCAUCAUCAUCAUCAUUAUCCUAGUUCCCAAGUUAAACAUCACGAGGAUCAUUUCCCCGCGGUGGAAAAGAAGUUGUCGUAUGAUCUUCAAGGCAUCUGUGAUGUCAAAGCUCAGUCCAACAACCAUGCCUCGUCGAUAUACUCGUGCUAUCAUACCCAUUGGUGCGUUGCCUCUGUACCCUCGACGCCACGCUCCAGUCCCAUUCCCACGAGUCCGACCCUCUCCUCUCUCUCAUCCAACUGUAGCAGCGAAGGAGAGUUCGGGUGGCAGCAGCCGUUACGUCCGCGGGUCACCAUUGAGAAAAACCCAGAUCGAUCUGCCCGCAAAUCGAUUGAAGGCGAUAAUGAUGACAACGACGAUGAUGCGGACCAAAACAACGACCAAGACCAAGACCAUAGUGGCAAUUUGCCAAAUCCAGGUGAUCUGCCAUCAUAUAUAACUCGAUUCCAGUGGGACAUGGCUAAGUAUCCUAUCAAACAGUCUCUAAGAAAUAUUGCGGAUAUUAUUAGCAAACAAGUGGGACAGAUCGAUGCUGAUUUAAAAACUAAAUCCACGAUAUAUAAUAAUUUAAAAGGCAGCUUACAAAAUUUGGAGAAGAAACAGACGGGAAGUUUAUUAACACGAAAUUUAGCAGACUUAGUGAAGAAGGAACACUUCAUCCUGGACAGCGAAUAUCUGACCACUUUGCUUGUAAUUGUACCAAGAUCUAGCUUUCAGGAAUGGUAUGGUUGUUAUGAAAAACUGACAGAUAUGAUUGUACCGCGUAGUACACAACUUAUUACUCAGGACUCGGAAUAUGGAUUAUUUACAGUUACUUUAUUUAAAAAAGUAAUAGAUGAGUUCAAAUUGCACGCUCGCGAAAAGAAGUUUAUUGUACGAGAUUUUACAUACAAUGAAGAAGAAUUAGCAGCAGGAAAGAAUGAAAUAACGAAAUUGGUAACUGACAAAAAGAAGCAAUUCGGUCCACUUGUCCGUUGGUUGAAAGUGAAUUUCAGUGAAUGUUUCUGCGCUUGGAUCCAUGUUAAAGCUUUGCGUGUAUUUGUUGAAUCUGUUCUUAGAUACGGUUUACCUGUCAAUUUUCAAGCAAUAUUACUGCAUCCGCAUAAGAAAUGUGCGAGGAGAUUACGUGAUGCUUUAAAUCAGCUUUACGCUCACUUAGAUUCAUCUGCUACCGCUUCGACAGCGCAUAAUCAGGAUAAUGUGGAUAUACCAGGACUAGGUUUUGGCCAAAGCGAUUAUUUCCCGUAUGUCUAUUAUAAGAUUAACGUGGACAUGGUCGAUAAUAAGGUCUAAUCGUUAGAGUUUUCCUUUUAAAUAUCACAUUUUCUUUUAUUUAUCUGGAUAAUAUAAUUCUGUUACAUCAGGAAUUUAACGACAGGUGCAUACAAAUCUUUCAUUUGUAUGAAUAUACAAAAAGAAUAUUUCUUUUUUGCAUUUCCAGAAAACUUCUUUCGAUUUUCCUUAAGCUAUUACAAAUCGUAAUUCGCUACAAUUGGAGAAAAUUGUUAUGUAGCCUUUUUCAGAAAUAGUUAUUUUUCUAAAUGAAAAACUGGAAUGAUGUAUAAACAGUAAUAUUAUUCAAAAUUAUGCAUAGUUCGUGCAUUCCCUAUACAUAUUUUCUCCCAAGUAUUAAGUAUAGAGCAAAUGAAGAGUUAUAGAAAAUAAUAAAAAUUAUAAAUUCUCUCUCUCAGGCAAUUACCUCAAUCGCAUGCUUUCGAUUUACUAUGAAUUUGGCAUCAAAUAUUUCUAGCAGCAAUUGAUUAUUUGAUUCCAUCACUUCUCAAUAUUUGGAAACAGCACAACAUAUUUUACAUUCUAAUGCAACAAAAAUGCAUACUAUUUUCAACAAGAGAUCGGUCACAACUAUAUGAAAUCUGGAAUUAAUUUGAAUUUCUUUGAAAUAUGUUAAACAUAAAAAUCUAGGAUACACACACACACACACACACACAUCGAUUUAAUUUAAGAUUUAAGAAAUAAAAAUCCUUAAAAUUAACGCUUAUAUUUGAUGCAAUUAUCAUUGACACUAUAAAAAAUGUUUUAUAAAACUAUUACAGGUUUUUUAUGUACUCUGUGACUGUAUUUUUACAUUUCUCAAAAAUAUUUAAUAUAUUUAAUAUCUUUAAUAUUUUUCAAAAUAUUUUUACAUUCUUCAUUGAGGGAUUAUUCUUCUUAAAUCUAAAAAUGGACCGAUAAAAAAUGUCUUUGAGAUUUAACAUAUUUUAAAGAAAAUGAGAUCAGGACAGUUUUGGACAGUUGUAAUUGAUCUUUUGUAAGUAGAAUUGCCACAAUGUAAUUAAUUCUAUUAUUGAUCUGUUGUAUACAGAGUUAAAGUAUUAAUCUUUUCAUUAAUACAUAAGAAGUCAAGAUUUAUAUGAAAGAGAAAUAUUACACACAUACACACACACACCUUUUACAUCUUGUAAAGAACAUACACACCAAGUGUCAUAUGAAUAUUUAACAAAAUAAAAUUAUUAACUACAGUUUUAAAAAAUGGAUAUAUCAUAUUGUUCAAUAUUAAAACAAGUUUCGUGUAAUUCAUUCUUAUAUCUUAUUGUUUCAAAUUUAUAAAUUAAAAAAAAUUUAUACAUGUGCAUGGUAUGUGCAAAUUGUAUUACAUAUGGUAUAAAUGGAAAACUAAUUACCAUAUUAUUACAAAAGUCUAAAAAUUUUAGUUAUAUUACGAGCUAUUUAAUUUAAAUAUAUACAUAUUACAAUCCAUUGUUUAGCACUCAAAUAAUUUAACCAAGUGAGGGUAUUUUAUAAACACCGAAUUUAUCGAGAAUUAUUGUCUUUCGAAAUUUUAUUUUAUGAAAUUUGUGUCCCAAUUUUUUUAUAUUAUUAAAUAUAAAUUUAUAUUCGUUAUUGAUUGAAAUUACUCCAAAAUGCCGAUUUCAUUUUUUAAUUGUUCCAUUUGUAAAUUAAAUUUAGUUAUUUUUGAGUUAACACUCAUACGGUGCAAAAUAAGUCUCUUUUAUGAAUAUAUUAUAUUAUAUUACAAACAUAUAUAGUUUGAAAAAAUAUUUUCUGAAAAAAUUUCAUAUUGUUAAAAUAAACUAAUUUCUCAUACCGAUUAUGAUGUAAAUUGCUUGUAUAUAAAGAAAUUCAUGUAUAGAAUCCGGUUUCAUAUUAUACUUAGAGUUGCGAGAUUAUUGUAAAAUACAAAUCAGUGUACAAUGUUUUAAUUAAGUUAAAUCAUACUAAUGGAAAUCAAUGACAAUACCGAUUAAUGUUGUCUGUUUCUUAAGCCUACAUAAAGAAUCAAGAUCUGGCAUGUAAUAAAAAGAAAAAGAUAUACAUACAUACACAUGUGUGUAUGCAUAUAUAUUGGUGGUUCAAUUAUGUAGAUACUAGAUGUUUAAAGAAAUGAUCAGUCAAUUGACUUUUGCGAAUUGUAUAGGUAAAAAUGUAAUUGUAGAUAAUAAAUAUUAUAUUUAAUUGACA